Molecule: messenger RNA, 1324 nt
Organism: Coregonus clupeaformis (lake whitefish)
Lineage: Eukaryota; Metazoa; Chordata; Actinopteri; Salmoniformes; Salmonidae
Product: zinc finger and SCAN domain-containing protein 2-like
Exons: 3
Coding region: 98-1324 (408 amino acids)
Biological process (GO): central nervous system development; regulation of transcription by RNA polymerase II
Cellular component (GO): nucleus
Molecular function (GO): DNA-binding transcription factor activity, RNA polymerase II-specific; RNA polymerase II cis-regulatory region sequence-specific DNA binding
Source: RefSeq, a predicted model, not a curated record
CUGAUAAUGCUUGCUACCAUUAGACACCUUGUUAGCAGCAAAACAAAUCUCUACAUUUACAUUUAGUAAAACAAAGAGCACUUUGCUUUCCCUCAAAAUGUCGAAAAUUCAGCUGUUGCAAGUUUUUCUAAACGAGCGCUUAACAGCAGCGACUGUUGAGAUAUUUGGGGCAGUGGAAAAUACCAUAGCAGAGUACCAGGAAGAAAUAUCCCGUUCAAAGGAGGAGAUCGAACGUCUACGAAGGCUCCUGGAUUUGGCAUUCAAACCCGACAUAAAGUUACAUAUUGCAGACUCCCAGCAGCUCACUCUCCCUGUCCCUGAAGACGUUCCUCCUGAGCAGCAGGACUGGAGCCCCAGUCUGGGCCAGGGCAACCCAGAGCCCACACAGAUUAAAGAGGAACAGGAGGAGUUUAGGACCAGUCAUGAGGAAGAGCAGCUUGAAGGGCUGGAGUCUGAUAUCAAAGAGUUCAUAUUCACUCUCCCCUGUGUGAAAAGUGACUAUGAUCAAUACCCUCCCCAGCCCUCACAUCUUCCCCAAACCCAGACUGUGGAGAACAGAGAGAGGGACUCUCUACCCACUAAAACAACUAGAAACAUAAAAACAGAACCUGAUGGAGAGGGCUACAGUGUAUCAGAACCAACAAGUGAAUCUCAACCCCUCUCUUCAGAAAAUUCUGAUUGUUCUGCAGCUCAUAUUGGGAACAGUGAAAGUGACAAUGGGGUGGACAGUGGAGGACUAAUGUCAGGGUUACAGCCACACAAAUCAAAGAGAACAUGGACAAAGAAAGUACAAAGCUCUAAAACCAGGGAAGCCAGUGAGUUGAAAGUUCCAUUGAGGGCAGCUCACUCAGGGGAGAGACCACACAGGUGUCCUGUCUGCAGGAAAUGCUUUCUGAAAAGUAGCAUUUUAAAAGCACAUCAGAGAAUUCACACUGGGGAGAAACCAUAUUGCUGCAAUGUAUGUGGCAAAAGUUUCAGUCAGAAGGGAACCCUGACGGAACAUAUGAGAAUUCACACUGGGGAGAAACCAUAUCAGUGCAAAGAAUGUGGCAAAUGCUUCAGCCGAAUGAGAAACUUGGCAGGCCAUAUGAGGAUACACACUGGAGAGAAACCAUAUAAGUGCAGUGAUUGUGGCAAGUGCUUCAGUCAGAAGAUAUGCCUGAAAGAUCACAUGAUGACCCACACAGGGGAGAGAUCAAACCCCUGCAACAUAUCCAGAUCGCCGCAGCACGCCUGGUGUUCAACCUUCCCAAGUUCUCCCAUGUCACCCCGCUCCUCCGCACACUCCACUGGCUUCCAGUCGAAGCUCACGAUAAUGCAAUAA